AUUGCUUUUUAUUGGCAAAAAAGAGCAAGUUACCAGGUGUUUAGAGCAAUUAAAAAACUCGCCGUUAUUUAUACUUCGGUAUUAUAAACCUGCUUAUCUUCCCGAUGAAGUCCAUCCAACAUGCACAUAGUCUUCUACGGCGUCGUUUUGCUUUGCGCUGUUUCCAAAACUCUCUGUUAUUUGGAUGAAAAUGAAGAAAAGUUGCCAACGAAAUGCCAUGUCUGUAAGCACUUGGCUCGCGAGAUGUCAGAGGCGCUGUCCGUGUCCGGUAGAUCACGUGAAGUCCUUCAGCUGGGUCAAGUAUUCCAGGAAGAGCCUAAAAAGAUCAACUACAGAAAAUCGGAACUGAGAUUGACCGAAGCUCUGGAAGAAGCCUGCUCAAAUGUCUUGGACUACAAAGUACAUAAGGAUAAGCCUCUAGCUCAGAGAUAUGAGAAAGUUGAGAGUGUAACCUUCAAGACCCUCAAAGGGUUGAAGAAGAGAGGUGUGAAGGUGGACCUAGGAUUCCCUGAUCAGAUGUGGGACACCCCUGACGCAGAAGUCACAAGACUUAAAAACAGGUGUGAAUACAUGGUGGAGCAGCAUGAAGAUGACAUCACUGAGUGGUACUGGAAUCAUCCGGACGAAAACCUGACACAAUGGCUAUGUAUCGAACGGGUCUUAAAUUCCCAUGAAACAGAUUGUCUGGAGGGAAACCAAAAUAAAGAAGUAUCAGCCGCCGGAAGUGGCAUGGAAAAAAAAUCUGAUAAAGAAAAGGGAGAGAUGGACGAGAAAAAGGUAAACAAAGAUCGCAAAGUAAAAGAUGGUGCACAGAAGAAAAGUAAAAAAAUGAAAAAGAGCUCAAGAGAAAAUAAGAUGAAUAAAAAAGAUCGUGGCGAAAGCGAUUCUGAGAAAAUUCAAAGGUUGAUUCGAGAACAAACCGAGCAACAGGCGAAAAGAUUCGGAGAACAGCCGGAAAUGGGCAAACUUACAAAGGCAAAGCGCGACCAAUUAAGAAAGCGCCUUUCUGCAUUUUUCCACACCAAGGGGUUUCGGGCAAAACUUCGGGAAAUUCGUCAGGAGCUAUCGGAUGACGAAUACUUUCCAACGCAGCCAUGGAUAGAAAAUCUGGACGCAAAAUACCACGACGAAGUGAUUAGUCACAUGCGCCGACAUGCUUACGAGCGUAUCACGACGCCCGAAGAGUUCCGAAGGGAGGUCGAGCUCCGUAUGGCGAGUACCGGGUUGCUAAAGGAACAUUCCGAGGUGCAGAAAUUAGGCAAUGUCUUCCUGGAAGAGGCGAGCACUGUCCGAGAUCCGAAUGAAAUCCGAGAUCGGCUAAAGGACCUCGACGCUCUGUCGGCUAUUCUCGGAAAAUCAAAUGGAAUUCACGAGGAACUCUGACUACCGACCACCAGCGAUGACGCAUUAAGGACGCAAUAAGGACGUAUUUAGGGAUAAUACUCGCUCGUGCCGACACGUUUGUGUAACUGUGACUGAAAUUGUGUUACCGUGACUGAAAUUGCAAGACCGUUACUAAUAUUAAAUGAAACUUCAUUCCGUGAAACUGCUUGACACAGAAUGUGAUGUUGUGACUGUUACAUGACAAACCGCCAGACGAACCUAGUAAAACCACCAGACGAUAGUAAAACUGCCAGACAAACUCAGUAAAACCGCCCGACGAACCUAGUAAAAUCGCUAGACGAACCUUGUAAAACCACCUAACGAACCUUGUAAAACCGCCUGACGAGCCCCGUUAAACCGCCAGACGAAUAUUGUAAAACUGCAUGACGAACCUUGUAGAACCGCCUGACGAGUCCCGUUAAACCGCCAGACGAACCUUGUAAUACCGCCUGACGAGCUUCGUAAAACCGCCAGACGAACCUACUAAAGCCGCCUAACGAGCUCAGUAAAACCGCUAGACUAACCCGGUAAAAUUCCAGACUAGCGUGAUAAAACCGCUGGACUAACCAAGUAAAACUGCCAGAACCUUAAUGAUUGUAAAACGUAAUCGCGUAGAUCUGUUUUUUUUUUUAAUUUAUUAAUUUUUUACCAAAAGAUGUAGAUCUGAGAUAUACAAUAACGAAAGUUAUAUAUUAAGAUUGAUUUGGUUCGUUUAGGUAAUAGGUAGCAUAGGAAAGGUAUUAAAACGUUCUAAAAUUGAUAUUUAUUAAAGAUUGAUAUUAUUAUCA
Messenger RNA from Nematostella vectensis (starlet sea anemone), 2171 nucleotides. RefSeq names its product protein canopy homolog 4. Lineage: Eukaryota; Metazoa; Cnidaria; Anthozoa; Actiniaria; Edwardsiidae. The coding region runs from base 121 to 1383 and encodes 420 amino acids. The transcript has 6 exons. The record is from RefSeq and is a predicted model, not a curated record.